This is a messenger RNA of Dreissena polymorpha, 2265 nucleotides long. RefSeq lists its product as uncharacterized. Lineage: Eukaryota; Metazoa; Mollusca; Bivalvia; Myida; Dreissenidae. The record is from RefSeq and is a predicted model, not a curated record. Bases 1 to 2265 code for a protein of 754 amino acids. The transcript has 8 exons.
AUGUCUGCUCUACAAUACCUUAAGACAGGGGCCCUGCUCGCCACCAUCGCACAUGUCACAGGCUACACUGUAUCUGUAAAGCAAGGCGACGACGCAGUUCUCUCCCUUCCACGUAUAGAAUUGUGUGGCCAGUACACGCUUCUGGACCCUCUGCUUCGUCCAGUGGUAGUAUUGGAAAGUGGGAGCGUUGCCAACCCCAUCGGGUCCUACGCAAACAGGGUGAAGAUUGAACCGACGUCGGAUGGUUUCCGGUUUAUGUUGCGUAACUUGACGUUACAAGAUGCGGGGAAUUAUAAACUCGCGACAUCUUCAUUGACUACAUUGGAAUGUAUAAAUCAGUCAUACGACAUUUCUGUCUCAGGCGAGUCGUUCACCACGUGGAGUAGUUGGUCGGACUGUUCAGUGGAGUGUAGCCCGAAGAUUUGGCGCACUAGAACACGAAAAUGCACCGUUGUCGGUGGGUGUGUCGCCCUUGGUAACACCCAGGAGACUCAGUCGUGUGCUAAGGGGGACAACUGUGGGCACUGGAGCGCGUGGGGUCAGUGGGGCGAGUGCAGCGCCAAGUGUGGCAAGGGAUUCCAGGUCCGCAAGAGGGCGUGUGUGAGCGAGAGUGCCGUGCUUGUGAAGAGCUCGCUGUGUCACGGUAACCCUACCCACUCUCAGAUGUGUCUCACAGUAUGCGAAGUCGUUGGCACGUGGUCCACAUGGGGUGAAUGGAGCGCAUGCUCAACUUCAUGUGGAGCCGGCACGAGGUUGAGGACACGUUACUGCUCCCCUGAGACGAUGUCACGUGAAGUGACAUUGAACUGCACGCGGGGCAACACUACAGAGAAGGAGUCGUGCGUUAGCACGUGCAAAGGUUGGUGCACUUACAAUGUGCGUCAUUACAUUGUUGGAGAGGUGCUCUCUCCUACGACCAUUAUGCCUGACGACGCUGGUUGGAGGGACGACAAGCUCACGGUGGCCAUGACGGUAGCAGGAGUCGCGUGCGGUGUCACGGUGUUGGCGGUGGUCGUUGUCGUCAGUGUUCUCAAGUGCUGCCGGAAGGGGGAGCUGCGUCGACCGAGUCUGCCGACGAUCAGACCCGCAAACGAAGCGACCAAACGACGACAAAACACAAAGAAUAAAUCCCCGGUAACCGUUGACACCAUUAACGGUAACGUGUACUCGGAGUUCAAUUCUGGGUGGCCUUCCGACGAGUUUGACUCAACGUACGCUUUGGAUAAUGGGGAAUUCGACAAAGAAGACGCCGAUGAAAUGAGAAACCCAGACAAUGAGAAUGUUGAAGCUGGUGAUAAUCUUAGGAACGAAGAAAACGCCAUCGUCGACGCAAAACGUAUCAGAGCGUUAGGGUCGGCAAUUCCAGCGUUUUCUGUUAGGGUUAAAGCCCCUGAUGAAAGUGAAGCAAUUGGAAGAACGAGAUACAAUAUUGAAAUAUUGGGUUCAAACGAGUCUGCGCCCGCCGUCUGUGAGCGCUCAGAAACGACGUAUGCAACAUCUCGCGUUUCGUUCCAGAAGUACUCCGAAGACAGCGGUAUUGCGGAUAAGUCACGAAACAAUUCUUUAGAAGCCGACAAACUCGAUCCAGGCGGACAGGAAAGUAUGGCGAAGCUAAAAGAAACCGAUGAUGACGAGGAAGUGGUCGAGAAUGUGUUUUACGAGCCACCCGAACUCUGGAGCGUUCACGAUGUCAAGCAUGCCGAUAAAAUGGCUUCGCUGAGACGGGAAAGCGAGACCAUGUUCCGUGAGGAAUUACAGGAUUCUGCGAGAUCAUACAAGUUCAGUGGAAGCACCGGCUUGUAUUAUGAACCACCGGAGGAAGAUCAAGAUACGCCUGUAAAUGACAGAGGAAAUGGCGUAGCAGACGAAGAACAUAUAUACGAAGACGAUGAAUCAAUAUACCGUAACUGCGAGACCGCGAAUUCUGGAGGUUGGUUAAGUUUUGACCACGAUUCGGCGCUGGCCUGGAACGGAGGUAAACAACUUAGCAGUCAAUGUAAUAUUGAUAACAAAUACGAACAUAAGGGAGGCAAAGCUAAUUUAAAUGAAUUUGUGCAUGAAUCUAAUGAUCACGAAGAGGAGUCAAUAUCAAAUGUCCACAUUCAUCCAGACCCCGAAGAGCACAUAUAUGAAAACGGGAUGCUUAUGGCCAAGACGCUGUACGAGGUGCCUAAGAACAACUUCGGGAGGAAUAACGCAGCAGAUGGAAGAGGGUCGAUCGAUAAGCAAAGAAUUUACGACGUUCCAAACUUCAAUAAUCCAUAA